Molecule: messenger RNA, 359 nt
Organism: Staurois parvus
Lineage: Eukaryota; Metazoa; Chordata; Amphibia; Anura; Ranidae
Source: the annotation of a GenBank genome assembly
AUGAACAGUAAAGACCUAACAGCCAACAUCAUGAACUUCAGCCUGGAUGAGGGAGAUCUGGGCAGUCAGGGUUACACUCGAGUCCUCCUACAGCUGUUUGGCUACACAGGCCAUGGAAAAUCUGCCUUCAUUAACUCUUGUAAGUAUGUCCUAGAAAAAGGUGAGAUCUUCAAGGAAUACGCCGAGGCCCGAAAAAAACCGACCACGGACUGACCAUGGUAAGAAAUGAAUAUGACCUUACCAACGUGGUCACCAUCGUAGACAACAGAGGCUGCAGUAGAAUGAGUGAUUUUGAAAGAGCUGAAGUGUAUGCCCAGCUUGGAAACUUCAUCCCCAUCGGGAAGAAAGUUGAAUGGAAA